AUGCAGCACUCCACGUCCGCGCAGCAACAGCAGCAGCAGCAGCAGCAACAGCAACAACACGAGGGCGAAGGGGAGGGCGAGGGGAGCGUGUACGACCCCGCGCAGCUCGAUCCGGCCUCGAUCCACGAGCAGCUCGCGCUGCAGAUGCAGAUGUACGCGCUCAACAACGCGGGCGCGAUGACGGACUCGACGUUCUCGCCUUCCUCGACGCCGUUCCCCGGCCCCGGGUACAAUCCCUGGGCGUUCCUGCAGAACGGCGCCGGAGUGGCCGCGGGCGGGCGGCAGCUGAUGACGAGCAUGAGUCUGCGGAGCAGUCCGAGCCACGAGCCCGUGCCGCUGCCGCUGCCGAGUAUGGUCGGGCGCGGGCUGAGGCGGCGGGAGCGGAGCGUGAACCUGCGCGCCAACGGGCACGGCGCGGGCGGUAAUGGCGUGAAGCGCGGGAAGGUGAAGCCGCCGCCGAGGGUGGAGAGCACUCAGCCGAGGGAUACGUCGCCAGAGUUGAGCGAUGGGGAGGAGACGAGCACCGCGGGAGAGGAGGAGCACGAGGACGAGGUUCGGAACGGGAACGGGGUAUACCAGGAGUACGUGCCGGAGGAGGGGCGGUGGGUGAACGGCGUGCACGGGGACGAAGCCGGCGAGUGGGUCGAUGAGGAGGAUGACGCGGAAGAAGAUCUGCUGGAUCUCGAGUUCCAUCCGAGCUAUAUCACCAGCAUUGAGAAACGACGGCGGCGAUGGGCGGCCAAGUGGGAGAAUCUCCUACAAGCGUUCCAGGAAUUGGAUCGCCAGACAGACGCCACGCUCGUCCUGCUGGCGUCACCAUCGCACUCGACCAAGCUGCACGCGAUCACCUCGCGCUCCAUCCGGCGUGACCCGUCGCUGUUGCACUCGCCUGCGCUAUCCCACAUGCGGCAUUCGUUCAACCAGAUCGCGAGCUCCCGUCGGGUCUCACGCUCGCAAGUGCCGACCCUUUCCGACCGCAUGCGGUUCGCGGCAGCAUCAUCGUCGGACGGCUCCUCGACGGUUGCCGAGACCGACCGCGAGGCAGACCUUCGGCGCGCGCUGGAGGCCUCGAUGGGCAGCUUGGGCCUGCUGGGGCGCAUCUUCGAGGAGCGGGAGUACCGGUGGAAGGAGGAGUUUAGGAACUUGCGCUCGGACCGGGAGAGGGUCGAGCUCCUACUUAGGCAGUCGAUUGGUAUGGGGCUCUCUGGUGGCACGGGCACGAACAUCAGCAUUGGGUCUUCGCAAUGAGUUGGGUGGCUAGGAUUGUAUCAUCAGCAAUACUUCACUGUGCUUGUACACGAUGUAUGUUGUACAAACUUCAUUUCCCGCGAUGUUCCCCCUGCAGUAUCACAGAAAUACUCUCACAU
This is a messenger RNA of Punctularia strigosozonata HHB-11173 SS5, 1367 nucleotides long. RefSeq lists its product as uncharacterized. Bases 1 to 1248 code for a protein of 415 amino acids. The record is from RefSeq and is a predicted model, not a curated record. Lineage: Eukaryota; Fungi; Basidiomycota; Agaricomycetes; Corticiales; Punctulariaceae. The transcript is spliced from 3 exons.